AUGAUGGACAAACUCACGAGCUGGGCCGUGUUCCUGGCACUUGUGGGUGCCGGAUGGUGGUAUUACAGCCAACCCAACCAUCGAGGAGGUCGCCAGCGAGGCCGUUCCCUCCUUAGGGCCAACAACACUACGACUGGGGGCGGUGACACCAAAUGGGCAGAGGCGGAGACCGCAUCCAAGUCCGCCGCCAAGCAGGCCAAGGCGAAAGCGCCUCGCAAACCUGUCAAGAAGGCCGUCCAGAGCGCUACCGAAAAGGCCGAAACCUACCUCUCCGGCGCCUCCACUACCGGUGCGGAGGCGGAUGAUGAUCAGUCUCCUGUCACGUCCCCGACUGGCGGCGCUAAGGCUCCCAGCGGGAAGGACGUCUCCGAUAUGUUGGCGCCGGGUCCAGCCGCUCCGGCGGUGCUGAAGAUCAACCCCUCCGAGAAGCCAGCCAAACCAAGCAAGCCGCAACAGCAGCGAACGGAGACGCCGCACGAGACCAAGAAGCAGCGCCAGAACCGGAGGAAGAAUGAGGAGGCCAAGCUGCAGCGCGAGGCUGACGAGAAGAAGCGCCAGGUGCUCCUUGAGAACCAACGUCGUACCGCUCGCGAAGCGCGCGGUGAGCCGGCUAAGAACGGUGUCCUGUCUUCCAAAACCCCCGCUACGAAUGCGUGGGCGUCUGGACGUCCUGCUUCGACUGUUACGGCACCAUUGCUCGACACGUUCGAGCCCGAGGCCAACUCGACAUCGGCAUCCAGCGAAGCUGGCGCGAACGGCCAGGACUGGGCCAACGGGCUGUCCGAGGAGGCUCAGUUGAAGAUGGCUUUGGAGGAUUCGGCCUGGGAGACUGUACCCAAGGGCAAGAAACAGAGGAAGCCCAAGGCUGCAGAGGACUCGACUUCCGAGAAGGGGACUGUCAGUCCUCCCGUCGAGGCUGUGCCUGUCAAGCGGGCUCCCGCUCCCAAGGUUGAGAACAAGGUCCCGCAGUCCCGAUACGAUCUUCUGGGAGCCCCUGAUGUCGCUCAUCCUUUGGACUCCGACUGGGGUGUGGUGUAA
This is a messenger RNA of Westerdykella ornata, 1038 nucleotides long. RefSeq lists its product as uncharacterized. Bases 1 to 1038 code for a protein of 345 amino acids. The record is from RefSeq and is a predicted model, not a curated record. NCBI's taxonomy places the organism in Eukaryota, Fungi, Ascomycota, Dothideomycetes, Pleosporales, Sporormiaceae. The transcript has a single exon.